AUGUCCACCAAGACGCGCCCCGCCAUGCCACCCGUGGUCAUGGACAGCAUAACGCAGCAAAUAGGCAACACGCCCCUCGUCCGCCUAAAUAAGAUCCCGCAAUCUCUGGGGAUCCGUGCAACUGUCUUUGUCAAGGUCGAAGCCUUCAACGCCGGUGGCAGUGUCAAGGACCGCAUUGCCCUGCGCAUGAUUGAAGAGGCGGAAAGGAGCGGGCGCAUAAAGCCCGGAGAUACCCUCAUCGAGCCCACAUCCGGUAACACGGGGAUUGGGCUUGCGCUCGUGGGUGCGGUCAAGGGCUACAGGACCAUCAUCACGCUGCCGGAGAAGAUGAGCCCGGAAAAGGUUGCGGUGUUGAAGGCGCUGGGCGCCGAGAUUAUCCGGACGCCGACGAGUGCGGCAUGGGAUAGUCCGGAGAGCCAUAUUGGAGUGGCGAGGAGAUUGGUCAAGGAACUGCCGAAUGCGCAUAUUCUGGAUCAAUACUCGAAUCCUGAUAACCCGCUUGCGCAUGAGUGUGGUACUGCCGAGGAGGUGUGGACACAGACGGAUGGCAAAGUCACGGUGCUUGUAGCUGGUGCGGGAACUGGUGGCACAAUUACCGGUCUUGCAAGAGGUUUGAGGAAACACAAGGGGGAUGUCAAGAUCAUUGCGGCAGAUCCACAUGGUAGUAUUCUUGCGCUACCGUCCUCGCUGAACGAUGAGCGUGUGAAUGAGGGGUACAAGAUCGAGGGCAUUGGCUAUGAUUUCAUCCCAGACGUACUGGAUCAGAAGAUUGUGGACAAAUGGUAUAAGACGGAUGAUCGCACAUCGUUCAUGUAUGCUCGACGCCUUAUCUCAGAAGAAGGCAUCCUCUGCGGUGGAUCCUCGGGUAGCGCCAUGGCUGCAGCCGUGGAAGCCUCAAAAGACCUCAAUCUCACCGAAGACGACGUAAUGGUCGUCAUUCUACCAGAUAGCAUCCGCAGCUAUCUCAGCAAGUUUGUGGACGAUGACUGGCUUGCAGCAAAUGAUCUCCUUCCCCCAACCCCCCCCUCCACAAACGGCACGAACACCCCUUCCGCCCAACAACCCACUCACCGCCGCCUCUCGAGCACCUCUAAGAAAGACCCCUUCAACGGCGCCACCAUCGCCUCCCUGCGCCUCAAACCCGUCACCACCAUCCCCGCCAACUCCCCCUGCAGCGAAGCCAUUGAAACCAUGCGGGAAAAGGGCUUUGAUCAACUCCCUGUCAGCGUCUACUCCUCCUCUUCCGGAAAAGCGCGUCUCGUCGGACUCGUCACCCUCGGCAACCUCCUCAGCUACAUUGCGCGCGGUCGCGCAACGCCCAAGUCCCCCGUCGAAGACGUCAUGUUUGAUUUCCGCAAGCUGCCUGAAGUCGUCAAGGAUCUGGGUCGUUUAUCGCUCGAUGAUGGCAAGGGCCACCAUGACGGCAAGAAACAGGCACAUGGCAAGAGUGCCGCCGUACGCAGAGAAUUUGUAGAGAUUACGCGCGAUACGAAACUCAGCGAUUUGAACAAGUUCUUUGAAUGGAAUAGUGCGGCGGUUGUGACCGAGAGGGUGGAUGGGGAGAUGAGGGCGCAGGCUGUGGUUACUAAGGUUGAUUUGCUGACUUGGAUGGUUAGGAUGCAGAAUGGAGGGUCGUAG
Messenger RNA from Plenodomus lingam JN3, 1638 nucleotides. RefSeq lists its product as uncharacterized. The record is from RefSeq and is a predicted model, not a curated record. Gene Ontology annotation, molecular function: cystathionine beta-synthase activity. NCBI's taxonomy places the organism in Eukaryota, Fungi, Ascomycota, Dothideomycetes, Pleosporales, Leptosphaeriaceae. Gene Ontology annotation, cellular component: cytoplasm.